Coregonus clupeaformis (lake whitefish) is the source of this 868-nucleotide messenger RNA. RefSeq names its product V-set domain-containing T-cell activation inhibitor 1-like. Lineage: Eukaryota; Metazoa; Chordata; Actinopteri; Salmoniformes; Salmonidae. The record is from RefSeq and is a predicted model, not a curated record. The coding region runs from base 92 to 868 and encodes 258 amino acids. The transcript is spliced from 4 exons.
UCACAUGGAUACUGUCUGUGGACUCUGGUAAAGGGAGCAGCUGGAACUAUCAUAACCCUGCUAAGAAAGACACAGCUACCAUUGAGGAGCCAUGGCCUCCCUUGGACAGAUCAUCUUCUGGGGCCUGAUAGUCAGUAUCUUCGUAACUGCUGGACUCAUCAUCCUCAUCUUGUCUGUGUCAUUUUCAGGUCAGGGUUUGGGGGGUUGCAAGGGCACUGUGGAUAGCAUUGACAAGUGGCCCAUUGGGAACUUGGGGGAAGAUGUCAUCCUGAGCUGCAAGUUCAAGACUUCCAAUAACAGCAGGGAAUCGACCAGUCAGGUUUCAAUCACCUGGACGAAGGAGGGGCUAAGUGAGGUGGUGUACAAGUACGAUAAAGGAGCAGUCCAGCUGACGGAGCAAAACCCCCAGUUUAAAAAUAGAACCUUGCUGUUCUCAGACGCCAUAGUUGGAGGCAAUGCCUCUCUGUUGCUGAGGGACGUGAAAGUGGGAGACAAGGGGGUGUACUACUGCAGUGUGAGCACUGCUAGUUGCUCGGGGACUGCCAGUGUUCACCUCAGGGCUGCAGCUUUCUCAGACCCCAAAUUCAAGCGGGUAAACAGUACCCUGACGGCAGAGGCAGAGAGAUGGUUCCCCAAACCAAACGUCACCUGGUUGGACGUCAAUGACAACGUCCUGAGCAAGAGUGAAACUAGCUUCUUCAACAACUCUGCCGGGAUAACUCGAUUCAUCAGCUCCCUUCAGCCAAUCGAAUUGUAUGAUAGCUACACCUGCAUCAUCCAAAACCCUCUGGUGAAGGCUGUCUCCCAGGCAACCGUCAAAGGUCCAGUAAGCACCUUUCAGGGCAAAGAAAAUACUAUUUUAUACUGA